This is a messenger RNA of Rubroshorea leprosula, 3234 nucleotides long. The record is from the annotation of a GenBank genome assembly. NCBI's taxonomy places the organism in Eukaryota, Viridiplantae, Streptophyta, Magnoliopsida, Malvales, Dipterocarpaceae.
AUAUUCUAGAAAGAGAUGCUCUCAAGGAGUAAUUGCAGAGAGAGAAGCGUAGAGAUUAAUUACCUUCAUUGUUGGUGGUUGGGGGGUAUUUAUAGCCCCAACUACUGACAUGUAUUCCUACGUGUAAGUAACUCACUGGCCCACGUGGGUAUGUCUCCUCAUCUUGGGUCUGCAUGUGCAUAGUUGGGCCUGUUAUAUGUGGCCCGAAUUGGGCGUUGGGCCUAAUCCCAACAUUACUCCCCCCCCAGCGUUCGGUUGACGAACUGGAUGGGGGUCUAGUUAGCAUGGUGCUUGGCCCUAAAGAUGAGGAGGGAUACUUUGCGUUCAUGAACGACCUCACGCAUAGACGGCCUGAUCGGCUUGAAGACCUCGUGCCUGAUCAGAUGUGCCAGUGUAUGCCGAACCUUAUUCCGAGCAAGCGUGAGGAGUUGGUUUUACGACCGGCUGAGCUCGGUGCUAGUCAGAGAUUUGAGCAGGGGUGCAAGAGUGACCGAGCUGGGAUGAGCAGUUGCAGAAACGCUCCAGAGUGUUCCUCAGAAUUUUCAGCAAAAGGACAUUCGACUUCCAUUAUUCAGGUAAAAAUGACUUCUUCGCACGAUGCACAAGGAUUCCGGGGUAACCAAGGUGAAGACAAGGACGUAGACGUGAUAUCCGUGGAGCCUAUCACCAUGAUAGUGCCGCCGGAGUUGCAUGAUUCGCCUAGAACCGCCAUGCCUGAGAAUAGCACUAGUUCGAGCACGAGUAGCGGCUCUGAGAACCACCAGCCUUCAACUUCUAGUGAUUCGCCUGUGGAAGGGACAUCUGGUGAAGUAAGGGGUGUUGAAGAGGUUGGGUGCAGUGUGCCGUCGGCGAGUACGGCAGUUGAGGUGGUUUUAUUUGAACGGUGGGAGAGCCAGGUUCUCAGCGGGCGACUAGAUAAUCUCCGUAAAGCUCCCAAAACCCUACCGGCCGGAUUUAGGUUCAGGGCGGUUCUGCACCACGAAGUUGCAGACGAGGCGGCCACGGUGAAAGGGUACAAGAAGCUAGAGCAGAUGGUGAGGCGAUUCCAGAUCCCCAGAACCAUCCUGAUCCGAGCUGGUACGCCAAAUGAAAGGGCGUGCUCAGUAUCACGGACGGGCUGGGUGCCAGUAUACGUAGACCAUUUUGAGGCCGGUCUACGUUUUCCUCUGCCCGGGCUAAUUUUUGAUGUCCUGGCAGAGUACGAGCUGGCCCUUUCGCAACUCACUCCCAACAGCAUAAAGUUUAUCAUUGGGUUUAUGCUGUUGUGUGAAAGGCUGGGAAUGCCUACCAAAGCGGUGGUUUUCAGGUCGCUCUUCCUGUGCCGCCUGUGCCCGUCUACGAGUGGGACGAGGUGGUACUACAUCUCAGGAAGAGAGAAAAUGAUGAUCUUCACCAACAUUAGGAACAAGGUGGCGAGAUGGAAGAGGCAGUUCGUUUUCGUGCGCGAUACACGGACUGAAAGGAUGAAUAACGAGCUCGCCGCCCGUCUGUCUGAAUGGCGUACACCGAACACGUACAUGAACUACCCUCAGCUGACCGUUGGUGACACCGACCUGAAGAACCGACUGCUCGAUCACGUGAAGGCAAGGGGUUUGGUGGAUCUGGAGGCCUUGGUUACCCCGGACCAGAUCGCACUUCUUGGGUUUGUCGAUGCGGCAAACCUGUACGGAGAAGGAGAAAUGAGCAGCAUCUUAGAGAGGCAAAGACUACGAGCUCAAGCCUCAAGGGGCCGGGGGUCUGGCUCCCAACGCCAGUCCCGCUUUGACGAGCGGCCACCUGCUGUACCAGGGCGCAGCUCGCAGCACAGAAGCUCCAGCUCGGCACAGAGGUUGCGUGUCGAGCAAAGAAUCGAGUCUGUGCCUUCCGGCUCCAGAAGGCGUUCAAGGGAAGAUGCGGAUGCUGAUACAGAGGAUGAUGUGCCUCUCAUACGGCGUAGGACGAGCAGCGGCUCGCAGCCCGUCCCGGCCGUUGCUGCAAGACCCUCCAACGCGCCCCAAGCGCCAGCUCGUGAAGUCACCGAGCAAGUACCAGCCUCGUCGUCUGUAGCGGGGCCUAGGAUUGCAUACCCCGACGGCUUCAGUUACGUGCGAACUGAAUGCCAUGCUGCUAUGCUGCAGGGUAUGCAGAACUUCGUGCCUCCUGCAGACCGGCUGCGUGCGAAGGGGCACAUUCAGCAGCAUGGGGGUCAUGCUGCGUUGAUCAAGCUGAUGGAUGCGUUCAGCUACACUGUCGCGCUGUUUGAGUGCGAGCAGGGAGCCCGGGCGCAGAACAACGAGCUCCAGAAAAGCUGCAAACAACUGGCCACUGAAAAAGCCAACUUGACUGACGAGGUCAGUCGUUUGCAGAGCUCGGAGAUGGCAGACCGAGCGACGUCAGCUGAAAGCCAAGCUGACGAGCUGGCCCGUAAGAUUGACGAGCUGAAGGAGGAGCUCGUGAGGGCCCGAGUGGAGAGGGAGAGCGGCAUCCAAGCCGCGAAGGAAGAGGCCGAUCGUGCAGAGGACCGUGCCAAAAGGGCCGAGGCUGAGAGGGAAAAGACUCUGCACGACCUGAACACCAUGGCAGAGAGGGUCUCCCAAGCUGACCAACACGUCGCCCGAGCUGAGGCGUCCUUGGAAGAGUGCAAGAGGCUCCAUCAGCGGGACCUCUGCUUCGCCCGUACACAAGGCGCUGAAUGGCUGGUUGGAGCAGAGAUGUUCCAGGACGCCGUGGCAGUUGCCUCUGCCAACACGACCACGGACAUCUUCAAUGAGGUUCGUGGAAAGGUGCUGCGAGUCCGGGCUGACUUUCCCAUCGGCGAGCUGGCCUUCUUCGAGGGUGAAGAUAUUAACGAGGAAGGAAGGAGUCUCGCCCAGCCCGCUGACACUCAGGUGAAGCUGAAGUGGGAGCUGAACGAAGAGGGGCUACCCGUGUGGCCCCCUUCUGUCGUAGAGGAGGGAGAGGACACAGAGGGGUUACCAAGCUUCGAUGCUUGGGUGGCGAGCCCCCAUGACGUGCCUGCUGAGGCCUUCAGCACCCCCCUUCUGCUCCUUCAGCUCCCGCUCCGGCUGCUACUGCUGCUGCUGCUCGCUCUCCAACGCUCUCUCCACCAGGUCGGUCACCUCUAGCUCGAUCUGCCGCUGUACCUAAUGACGCAUCCAUCCCCGUCGACCUGACGGACGACUAGCUUAGGAUUUUUCGUUCUUUUUUGGUAGUUUCUUUUUUAUAUUCUUGUGUUAAUCAAUGAAUUUAUUUAUC